Messenger RNA from Phytophthora infestans T30-4, 1333 nucleotides. RefSeq lists its product as uncharacterized. The transcript has 3 exons. Bases 188 to 1333 code for a protein of 381 amino acids. The record is from RefSeq and is a predicted model, not a curated record. Lineage: Eukaryota; Oomycota; Peronosporomycetes; Peronosporales; Peronosporaceae.
UCCGAGAAAAGCGAGCCUCGCGCUGCAUCGCCACAGACCAUCAAGCAGACAGACGGACGGACGCAGGGCCCGACAGGCAUGCAGCGCUUCUAAACCGGCGCAUUCCUUUCUCUCAUCUCCGCUGAUUGUCUUUCGCCCAAGAAGAAGAGAGAGGGGGAAAGCUCUCCCCCGCGUUUCCCGCCGUUGGAUGGCAGACAUCGCUAUGACUGGAGAAGCUGGCGCCAAUCGCACAUUUCGCUCCAUCUUCGGCGACCAAAGGCAGCAACCUGAAGACGUACUGAAGCUGGAGCACAGCGACGGAAGUGCAUCUGUCGCUGGUGGCUUAGGUGCUGGCGCUGCUGUCCUGGCCAUGGACGACGACGACGACGACGACGCCAUGUGGAGUGAUGAAGUGCCACUGGAUGGCGAUGCAACCGCAAAGGACAACAAUGACAUGCCUGGGCUACAAUUUGCGCAACGCAAGUCGAUGGAAGAAUGGGCGGACGACGACGAUGAGGAGGAGAACUGGAAAGAGGCAUUGCAAGAUCGCGUUAACCAGCUGGAACUCGCGUUCCAGCACAACGAUGACUCCACCGCAGCCGACUCUCGUCGUCGAUUCGAGCAACAGCAGCAACAAUUGCAGCAAAGCUCAGCCUCCGAGCCGCAACGUGCUGACUUCAGUCGGUCGCUUCCAGUACCUUCUUGCCUCACUGCUCCAAAUAUUGACUCGGAGCGAUCUCGUCAUGCCAACCGCCACAAGAUGCAGCGCACAUCUUCAUCUCAUGCAUGUAUUAAUGGAGAAAAAGCAAACACGUCCAGUCGGCCAAACCACCUCUGGAACUUUCAGCGUAAAGUUGUUGGGGGAACUUCAGCCAUUCCGACCGUUCAAGACUCCCGCUCGCGGUCACACUCCAUAGAUUUCGUAGCCCGCAACAUCCAGACAGUUGAGCACCAUCGCAACCGCUCAGGCUUAUUGAGUGGAUCAACUCAUAAGACGGAGUCGCCUCGACAUUCGCUGUCCCGGAAGAAUUCGAUGGAUACUAGUCGCAGCAGCCUCAGCCGAAGUAAUAGUAGUAGUCUCCGCGCCAACAAGAUAGUUGCACCAACAUCAUCCGGUGAGGUAGCGGUAUUUAACCUGAGCGACACAGAGGCCAUUCGCCGAUUCGUGCUGGACGACGUCAAGACCAUGUCUAUGGAGCGGCUUGUGGGCGACGCUCAGCGAUUACAUUUGCUAGAAGAUUUCUAUCAGAAUCACCAAGGAUCAGGCCCCGCGCUGUCCGUCACUACCGUAAGCACAGCCUCCGUGGCUCCACCGUCGCCUGCCUCCUCCACUUCGCCCAUGUCCACAUCCUGA